This is a messenger RNA of Alternaria alternata, 1740 nucleotides long. Its product is annotated as PQ-loop-domain-containing protein. The record is from RefSeq and is a predicted model, not a curated record. Lineage: Eukaryota; Fungi; Ascomycota; Dothideomycetes; Pleosporales; Pleosporaceae. Gene Ontology annotation, biological process: basic amino acid transmembrane export from vacuole. The transcript has 3 exons. The coding region runs from base 416 to 1333 and encodes 305 amino acids. Gene Ontology annotation, cellular component: fungal-type vacuole membrane.
GGAAAACCCCGAAUGAAAAAUGUGCAUCCUCAACAGAAACGCCAGCAAUUUGCCAUAGGCAUACAUGACCCCGAAUCCCGUACUACAGCACUACUAGCCCACUGCUGCUUUUUGACCCUUCCCUCGUCUUCAGCCUGGUCGCAUGGUGCCUUACAAAAUCACCAAAUACCAUUCGUCAACAAUCUUUCCAAUCUGCUACUUCGGUUCCCGUCUCCACUCCCUAAGAGGCUACCUCGGCUGGACUGGUCUGCUUCCGGCAUUCCCUCCGUCUGGACCUGCGUCAUAUCGUCAAGCCUUGCUGCACGAUUUCCUGCACGCCCUUGUAACAGAAGAAAACUAUUAUUGCGUCUAUUUGUAUAGGUCGCACGACGCGCUGUGUGGGCAAAUACCGUAACGCACCAUGCUCGCUGCAGUCAUGUCUCAUCACAGUCUGCCGCUGACUACUCACGAGGCGCUGUCGGGUGUCUUCGGCUCAAUCUCGUUAGCUUCAUGGAUCUUCCUGUUGGUCCCACAACUAAUUGAAAACUACAAAUCUGGCUCUGCAGAUGGCAUCUCCCUCGCCUUCCUCGCCGUCUGGUUCAUUGGCGACGUGACGAACCUCGCGGGGGCUCUCUGGGCCGGUCUCGUCCCUACCGUCAUCGCCCUCGCCGUCUACUUCUGCUUCGCAGACCUCGUCCUCAUCUCGCAAUGCGUUUACUACAACAUGAAAAACUCGCGCCGUGGCGAUCGCAAGACUUCCACGCAGUCUACCAAUAGCAUCGAGGCGCCUUUGCUCGGUCGCCGCGACAGCAGCAACAUUGGCUUGCCUGGCAGUCACAGGCGCGAUUCUGCUGCGAGCCGCAGGCGCCGCGCAAGCUCUCUCCCUACAAUCCCCGAUGUCGGUGACGGUGCCAGUGAGUGGGUAAAGAACGCGUUGAGCAUCGUGGGAGUCUGUGUUGUCGGCGCAGCGGGAUGGGCUAUCGCGUGGAAGACUGGUGUUUGGGUCCCGCAACCCCAGCACAACACCGAGGAUGCCUCGGACAACCCGGUCGGCGCAAUGAUCUUGGGAUACGCGAGCGCAGUGGCUUAUCUUGGGGCGCGCAUCCCUCAAAUCAUCAAGAACCAGCGGGAGAGGUCUUGCGAAGGCUUGUCGCUGCUCUUCUUCAUGUUGAGUUUGCUGGGCAAUGCUACCUAUGGCGCAGGAAUUAUCUUCCAUUCGCAGGAAAAGGACUACAUACUCACCAACCUCCCUUGGCUCAUCGGCUCUCUCGGUACAAUGGUCGAAGAUGUGACUAUCUUCGUCCAAUUCCGCGUUUUCGGUAACGGCGAGGCAUCUUCUGCCCUUGAGGCUUGAUGCGUUCUGCUGCGUCUAUAAACGAUCAUUCGUGUCUUACGGUUGGCGUUGUUGCAUCUACCGCUGGAUGACGGUAUGAUCUACUAAAAAGUUUGUGUGUGUACGUACUUGCAUCAUCAGUCUUGGAUACCCAGUACAAAAAAAAGAGACCUGUGUUUGAGCGCCAUUGGCGAGGUAAUGUUGUAUCAUGAAGCUAGAUUUUGUUCACCAAUCUAAAGGAUUAAUUACAUCCCAUAGUUAGUCGUCACGACGUUGCGCAUCAUAAAGUUCAUGCAGAAUGAUACAUUGAUGUGCUGAAGACAGAACCUUGACAGACUCCCCAUGGGGUAUAUCUCACCCCUAAGCAGUCUAUAAGCGCCAGAAGAGACAUGAAAUAAGAUCCAUAGCUUCUACCAUAUAAGCCCCGU